Molecule: messenger RNA, 1004 nt
Organism: Pisolithus orientalis
Lineage: Eukaryota; Fungi; Basidiomycota; Agaricomycetes; Boletales; Pisolithaceae
Product: SGNH hydrolase-type esterase domain-containing protein
Exons: 4
Coding region: 251-790 (179 amino acids)
Source: RefSeq, a predicted model, not a curated record
UUGCACUCUCCCGAACGUACCACUCCGUAGCCGGGCAUGGCCGCGAACACACACGAUGUUAUCAUGCUCUUUGGCGAUUCGAUCACCCAAGGGGGCUGGGUACCAGGCGGGUUUGGUCAGCGACUGGCUGAACUACGCCCGCAAGAUGGACGUGAUAAACCGUGGGCUUAGCGGCUACCAGACAAAGUGGGCUAUACCCAUGUUCGAACAAGUGGGUAAUGCAUAUCCCAUCCGUCUAAUUACAGGAGUGAUGCGUAGUGCGCAGAUCUUCGCGAUGCAGCACCAGCAACUCCAUGUUCCUAAAGUACAGCUACUCACCAUUUGGUUUGGCGCGAACGAUGCCGCACCCUUCCCCAAUCGUCAGCACGUGCCGAGGGAUCAGUACAGGGAGAAUCUUGAGCAUCUCGUCAACAUGGUCAGGUCCCCUACUUCACCAUACUAUUCACCCAGUACCCGCAUCAUUCUCAUCACUCCGCCUCCGGUAAACUCUCAUCAAAGACAGGAUCGUAACUUUGACGCAACCAAAUCCUACGCUGAGGCGGUGAAUGAACUAGGAACUGCACUUGCCAUACCUGUUGCGGACGUAUGGGCUGCAAUGUGGGAUGCCAGUGGAAGAGACGAGAGGGCGCUUGAAAAGUUCCUUCACGAUGGGUUGCACCUAAACGAGGCAGGAUACGAGGUGGUCUAUAAUCUGAUCAUGAAGAUCAUCGAGGAGAAAUACCCCGAAAUUCACUACGACAGGUUGGAAACGGUUUUCCCACCGUAUUGGGCAAACGUCGAAGUCGAAUAGGGCCAUGCCCCACUGGUCCAACGGAACACCAUUUUUUGAAAGGAAGGACAUAGAUUUACGAGAACAUGAGUAACAUGGUGAUGUUACCACGAUAAGGGUGUUUGGUCAAAUGGAAGACAUACAAAGGAUGGGAACACCCAAGCGUCCGAUCAUGUAACCGCAGAGCAUCUCUACACAUCUGAUUCUCGCAAUACAAGUUGCUUGGUAACGGUGG